Messenger RNA from Chelmon rostratus (copperband butterflyfish), 10147 nucleotides. It is a transcript of the gene plekhg2, whose product is annotated as pleckstrin homology domain containing, family G (with RhoGef domain) member 2. The record is from RefSeq and is a predicted model, not a curated record. Gene Ontology annotation, molecular function: guanyl-nucleotide exchange factor activity. Bases 154 to 8157 code for a protein of 2667 amino acids. The transcript is spliced from 22 exons. Lineage: Eukaryota; Metazoa; Chordata; Actinopteri; Chaetodontiformes; Chaetodontidae.
CGAAGUGUUUGAUCCAAUGCGUCCGGAGCGGAACAGAACACCGGAGUGACACAGAGAGAUCCGCGGGUCUGCAGGGGCCACCGGCUGCUGGACGUACAUGUCUCCGCUCCCCACCGGCUCCGAGGUUUCUACUUCCUGUGACAUCAUCGCACCAUGCCUGAGGGGUCGCGGCGUGGCAGCCAGAGAUCGCCCAGCACCUCAGCCGCCAAGCGUCCCUCCUCGGUCUCGUCUCUGAGUGGGAUUGUGGGUAGGAUGAUGUCAUCCGGCGAGCGAGGAGCCUCGUCCUCCUCCUGCACCUCCGUCAACACCGUCUGUUCGGACAGCGAGCGUCCCGCCUCCCUCUCCCUCUCCUCCUCCGCCUCCUCCGUCUCCCUGCAGGACACUUCCCACUCCUCCUCCUCCUCUUCCUCCUCCUCUUCUUCCUCCCUGCCGUAUGGCGCCGUACCGACAUACAACGCCUCUUCGUCGUCGUCUUCGUCCUCCACGCCGAAGAGGAACGGCUCUGACAUCAGCCUGGACCUCACUCCCCUCGUCACGCCGCACGGAGGAGGAGCUGCUGGAGGAGGAAGAGGUGGGGUUGCCAAGGUGACAGGUGGAGGUCACGCCCCUGAUGGGCACGCAGCCAAUCCGGCGGCGGCAGCGGUGGCUACGCCCAGACAGCUUUCGCGGAUGGAGCGAGUGGUGCUGGAGAUCAUAGAGACCGAACAAGCCUACGUCCGAGAUCUGAAGAGCAUCGUGGAGGAUUAUCUGGGCUGCAUCAUCGACUGCAGCGCUCUGCCGCUGAAACCGGAGCAGGUCAGCACUCUGUUCUGCAACAUCGAGGACAUCUACGAGUUCAACAGUGACCUCCUGGAGGAUUUAGAGAGGAGUCCUCACGCUGCCGCCAUCGCCGAGUGCUUCGUCGAAAGGAGUGAAGCCUUCGACAUCUACACGCUCUACUGCAUGAACUACCCAAAUUCGGUGGCGGUGCUGAGGGACUGUAUGAAGAACAAGAGCCUGGUUCGUUUCUUCCAGGAGAGACAGACGACUCUGAACCAUUCUUUACCUCUGGAGACGUACCUGCUCAAACCAGUGCAGAGGAUCCUCAAAUACCAUCUGCUACUACAGGCGCUUUCUAAACACUUUGACAAGAGCGACCCCGGAUAUGAGGUUGUUGAGGACGCCAUCAUCACCAUGACAGCAGUCGCCUGGUACAUCAACGACAUGAAGAGGAAGCAGGAACAUGCAGUACGACUGCAGGAAAUUGAGUCCCAGCUGGUGAACUGGAGCGGGCCGGACCUCAGCGGGUUUGGAGAGCUGGUUCUGGAAGGUUCCUUCAAGGUCCACAGAGUGAAGAAGGAGAGAGCCUUCUUCCUGUUUGAUAAGAUGCUGCUGAUCGCCAAGAAGCGUCUGGAGCAGUUCGUCUACAGCACUCACAUCUUUUGUUGUAAUCUGCUGCUGGUCGAGACUCUGAAGGACCCUCUGUGCUUCAGAGUGUCCGAUCAGACGAUUCCCAAACAGCAGCACGUCGUCCAGACAAAGAACCAGGAGGAGAAGAGGCUGUGGGUGCACUACCUCAAGAGGCUGAUCGUAGAAAACCAUCCGGCUUCACUCCCACAGAAGGCGAGGCAGGUCCUGGGAGACAAUUUCUGUCAAUCUCCCCAGUUCGACCAGGAUAAGCUGAAGAAGUCCUCCACAUCGUCCCGAUUGGACGAUAUCCACGGCUAUCACAGAGGCAGACGCCAAUCAGAGCCUCCGGAGCUGCUGAUGUACACACCUGAGAAGUCCAGAAAGAGUCUGCCGCUGCUGCUGGAAGGAAACCUGCCAUACAAACGCACCAGGAGGCAGUCAGCUCCAGCCAAAGACAUCGAAGCAGUGUUUCAUCCCAACGCGUUGAAGCAGGCGGGCAGCGAGGGCGAGCUGUGCCAGGCGGACGGUCUGGGCUCGGCAGGCAGCAGCAGCACACUCGCAUCCUCCGUCAUCGAGGUGGAGGCCGAGCGGCCCGAGCCAGGCCUGACGCCACAGCUGCGACCAAGCCAAGAGGAAGAGGAGGAAGAGGAAGAGGAGUUGACUCCCCUCAGCCCCCCUCCCACCCUGUCCAUUACAGAGGAGAUCCUGGAGUUCAUCAACCAGAGCAGAGCCAGGGAGGGACUCACCGCCAUUCAUACCAGCUCAACGGAGCAGGUCUCGGAUCAGCCCAAAGAGAGUCCAUCUAACCAGACCAACUUUACCUGUCCACUGCCCCCAGUCGCCUGCCCCUCCAGCCCAGAGCAAAGACCCACAGUGCAACAGGAACAGGAAAGACCAGAGAUGGAGAAUGACAGCACCCCCCAAAGUCACGCUGGUGGUUCUGGAGAGGAAAAUGGACUCGAAGAUGAGACAUCAACAAAUGAAGUCAAAGAAAUUCCAGAUGCAACAAGUCCAGUUGAAAAGGCAUUGGAGGCGGAGGGACAGACGCAAGGAGACGUUGUUGACAAAGAGAAACAUGAGAAUAAAGGAAGGAAUGAAGAAGAGGGAGAGAGCAUCAUCCCUGCCUCCACAUCAGAUCUUCAUCCCUCCUUCUCAGCAAGAGAGAACAGCAGUUGUUGUCACUUACCCAGGGAGGAUGCAAACACCGAAGACACCUCUUCCUCUGCAAAUCCAGACCUCCUUCACCCCAACCAGAGACGCCAUCCACCCACGAGAGGCUCUCACCUCACCAAACGUGACAAGAAGAUCAUCGAAAAGAUCAGGAGUUAUUACGAGGCAGCGGCCGAGGCGAAAGAGGACGAGACAGGGGAGGAAGAUGAACAGGGAGACGGAGUGGCAUCAAGAAGGAGAAACAGUUUCUCUCAAAUCCCAUCUGGCUUGGUGAAGGAGUCGGUAUCACGCUUUGAUGUGGGUGGACACCAGGGGGAGCUAGAGAGUGGACCAUCCAAGUAUGAAGCAACGGAAGCAAUGGAUAGGGAGACAACUGGAGAGACAGGGUCCCAUUCCCCCGCUGACCCAGCCUCCUCCCAAACUCCACUCUCAGCAGAUACUGAGAAUGAUGGGCAGACAGAUAAACCAAUCAGCUCCCUGGAUUUUGAUGUAGAGGGCCCAAUCAAGUCCCCAAUCUCUAAUGUAAUGCUGGGCAAGGAGACCCCGAACCAAGUGGGUCUGAAUCUGCAGUCAAACCCAAACAGCCCUGUUGGAGAAGAGGCUGGGUUACAGGACAAAAAUGGAAAGGUCUGCAAAGGACCACUGGAGGAAGGACUGGAGGCAAAGCAGGAGGCAGAAACAAGUGUUGUGGCUACUGGGCCGCAAGGUGGAAAUUCACUGCUAGAAGAGGGACCAUCUAUUGCCAGACAGUACAAGUGCAGAGAUGAAACAGCCAAAACCAGUCCUGGAAACCAAGCGGCUUUGAACGGUCAUGAACCUAACCAAACAGGCCCAGCAGAACCAAAUGGAAGCCACAGAGAAACCUCUAAACCUCUGCCACCUACAGAGCAAUGCCAAAAAACUGAGACCAAAACUCAGUCCUCCUGGACUAGAACCAAAAACAGAGACCUGCCGAAGACCAGCGUGAACCUUGAGGUCCUUCCCAGUCAGAUAAAUGUAGGUAGAUGGUCCCACCACUCCAGAAUUGUCUCUGUGAACCGUGCUUUGUUCGAGGGCAUGGGAUCGGACGUGGCUGGUAUUGGGUUAUUUGAGGCCAGCCCUGUGGUGGACCCCAUGCUGAUGGAAAACUCAGAGCGUAUUCUGAGCAAGGUCCAAACAUUGGCCCAGAUGUACAGUGCCAAAGCCAGCACCAUGAAGGUCCCACUGCAUCAGAAAAGGGCCAGUACUGUACGGAAUCCAUCUUGGAGCUCAGGUAGACUGUCUGGAUUUUUAACUCAAAAACAGACCCUGACUGAGUACCAGCAACAAAACCAAAUGGAAAAGAGUCAGUCAGAUGCCCACACUGAGAAAUAUAGAAGCCAAACUCAUUCUGAGGCCAAAUUUCAGAGUGAAACCAUAACAGAAACUAGGCAGCAAUCACAGAUCCAAACAAAAAAACAGAAGUGGAGUCAGGCAAAGACGCAUUACCAAAUCCAGAACCAGGCAAAGACUUACAACCAGUACCAGACCCAAACCAUGACCUGGCAGGACCAAACAAUCCAGGAGGAGAGGACGAUAAAGAGAGCAGAGAGCCUGACAAAUGAUUUCCAGGAGACAGCGGUGACUCCCUGUGAACCUCUACUUGUUGGUCAUGUGCUUGUCAAAGAGCAGCUAGCCUCGGCCUGUCACCACCAGACGAAUGGAUUCACCCUCUCCAGGCCCAGGGACUUCAUCUCUGCUUUGGCCAAAGAAAGAGACUCUAGUGUGGGCUGUACAUCAGACGACAACUCCCAGACUUCCACCACACCUGAGGAAAAUCCAUCCACUUUUCAAAAAGAUCAGCCUUCCAGCCAGGGCCAGGCUAACACCUACAACUCCAGGCACACCUCCACGGACACAUCCUUGGCUUCUGCAGCAUCCGGGCAUCAGCUCAGAACACAACCUGAAGAUCAGAGCUCCUGCAUGAGCCGCUCUGACAGUAACGCCCCCUCGAUGUCAAACAUGACACCCGACUGUAGAGCCACCGAGUUCAGGGACUCCCGCUGUACGUCCUCCACCGUGAGAGAUGAUGCCUCGAGUCAAAACGGGGAGGUUUAUUCAGAUGCUGAAGGGAAAGAGAAAAGAGAGGGGUCGGAGCUGAGCGGUAGAUGCCUGGUUGACUCAGUGAGAGAAGACUCAACCUGUGUAAACAUCAUUUCCCAGCCGGCACAGUCUGAGUCAGAUCUCUCUGCUCACAACAUGCCACAGUGGGAAAUUUCUAAAGAUGGAGAUGAGCAGGACAUGUAUAAACGGGGUAAAGCUGCACAAGAUAAACAUGUACCAGAAUGCAAAACUUCCACAGGGCAUAAUAACGACAAAGAUAUGUCAAACAAAGAUGCGCAGAGUAUUCGUGCAGAGCCUGAAUACUUGGUUUGCACAGGACCCAGGGAUGGAGAGGCAUCCCCAGGGGAGCUGGUACUGAUGGUAGCAUCUACACAAAGCCAGGCUCCAACAGAGUCCAGCAGGUCCACCAUGCCCGCUCUCCCAGAACUGUCCAGAGAGCAGGCCCAUAGUGGAACGCUUUACCUGGUGGAGGGAGGUGCCACAACCCUGGGGGAGCCAAAGAAAGAUGAGCCCCCAAGUGAGCAGAUGAAAUUAAAUGAGACAGAGAAUGAUUUGAAUCACUCUUCACCACAAACCAGGAUGAUUCUACAAGGUUCAACGGUGAUCUUUACAGAACAGCCAGCUUAUGACAAAUCCUCAGGAGACCUGGUUGUUCCACCCCUGAGCCAGCCUUUGCACAUGACCUUUGACCCCUCACAGGUUUCUAGUCAUACAGUCACAGAAACCCCAGAGGAUCACAAAAGACGGACACCACCAAGUCCGUCGUCGUUGGCUCAAAACUCAGAACCAAAUCCUACCCAACCACGACUUCCAUCUGUGCAGAAUAUGGACUUUUUACCAACGUUCACAAGCCAGAGGCCACCAGACUUACCCACUACCAUGGGUAAACGGGCUCUGUCUAACACCAGGAAUGUCAGUACCACCUCUCCAAAUGAACACAGUUCCAGGGAAGCAGACCAGCAGGGUUCACGAGCCGCCGCUGAGGUUUUCAUUUCCAGCCUCCCUUCAGGCGGCUGCCAGCCUUCCAGACCCUCCUCUGAAACAUCCAGCCUGGUGGAGAGACCUAACCCAGCUAUGGCCAUCCCUGGCCAGAACACAGACCUCACCACAGCCCCCUCAGCCUUUAGACCCAGCCUAAGACACCGCUCCCCUUCCCCCAUCAGAGCUUUCCCUUCCUCCUCCUCCUCUUCCUCUGUCCAAACACCCCCUCGUUACUCACCAUUCAGCAUUGUUCCAGCAUCAUCGGCUGAAGAUACCUCCCUGAACACUGUCUCCAGGGCUCUUCCCUGUUUUUCUUCAACUGGGAGGGGUUCCUUGAUGCAAGCCCCCGCUGCCUCCUCUCCUACACCCUUCUCUGCUUUCACCCCCUCUUCCUCUUCUUCUGGAAGAUCUUCAUCCAUAAGAGCAGGUCCUCCUUCCUCCCCUACCCAAUCCUCUUCUCUCCGCUCUCCUCCAUGCUCUUCCCCCAUUGCUUCUUCCUCUGCAUUCUCUAGAUCCUUAGCUGCAUCCUGUAUUAGCCAGUCGAUCAGUCAGAGUAUGGCAAGAAAGAACACCGGCCUGCAACAAGCCCCACCCAUAAGCACAGUAAAUCAAAGCCCCUCCUCUCAUCUACGACGGCGCUCCCCUUCACCUAAACUCCCUGCCGGUCACCAGGGUUCCAGCACGCCUGCACAUGCCCAGCUGGGCUGCACUAAAGAUGGGUACCAAUAUCCAAGGUGUCCGUCGUCCUCGCUCUGGUCGUCUUGCCCGUCUCCAUCCUCACCAUUCGUAAAUCUGGCACACCAUCAGCUUCCCUCCUCUUCUUCCUCUUCCCCUCGACCUUCAUUCAUUCACUCUAAAAGUGACUCAUCACAGAAUGCAAACAACAACAAUAACAACAUAAACUUAGCAGGUAUAACCGUCAGCAAUGCAAGUAAUACCAGCAGAUGUAGCAUUAGCCGUGCCAUCAGUAACGGGGGUUGGUCAGUGAGUCCACAGAAGGCACAACUGACUAAUGGUCGAGCUAACACCACAGUAAUGCAACAAACCCAUGAUCCUCUCUGGUCAGGGUCACACAACCGUGUAGCUCGGCCUUUUUCUGCAUCCGAACCCAGCUCACGAGUUCAGUCUCCAUCUCCCUCUCCAACACCUGCCUCCUUUGCACGCCUCUGCUCCCCACCUCCUCAACAUAAUUACUCCUCUCCCAUGGCCAACAAACCUCCCCACCCCCGAAGCACACGGGUAGGAGAUGCAAGUUCCUAUAACCCGCUAGGACUCACUUUGGACCUACCCAGGGCCUCUUCAGCAAGCUCAGCAUAUGGACAGUCUUCCUCAUGUCUGAGCCCUCGGAUCCUGUCCCCGCCUCCAAUUGGCGUGUCAGUGAAUGUUUGGACAAACAAUGUUGCAGCACCUCAACCUAGAAACCCUAGACAUGCUAUCUCUUCUCCCUCUCCUUCCUUUUCGUCAUCAUUGGGCUCACCAACACUGGAGAAUGCCUCUUUCCCUACUUCCUCAUCUUCUGUGUUUCCAAUGCGUAGUUCCAGAUCCGCCUCCCCUUCUGCAUCCUGUCCUCCUGCAUCCCAAACAUCCUCUCAAACCCUCCGCAGGUCUUUCUCCUCCAAUCUGGCAGACACACCCCCUAGCCCGACCCGGAGCAAUCCUGGUGGACUGCGCCGCUCUUGGGUAGACAGCAGCCGCAGGUCCCUUGGUUUCAGUGGUAAUGGCAGAGGGUCCUUUGACCAGCAGGAGUCCUGUCCAACCAGUCCUAGGAGUGGAUGGUCCUCGUACGGCAGCUCACCAUCCUGCCUCAGCCCUCGAGCUGGGCUUCAAUCCCCACUCUCACCUAGCAGGCUUACCCCAGGGAAGGGCACCCUUGGGGGGCAGCAUUUCACCAGUGUGCCCUGGCCAGAUGUACGAGAGCUUUCAAACAAAUACAAUGGAACUGAUAGCAAUGACACAAGCGUCACUUCCACCAUCAUCGACUCCUCUCCUUCUCCUCUCUCCUCUCUCGCUCACACCCUCCUCUCCUCUCCAUCAGAUAGCCAGACAGACUGGGGAGACCCGGAGCUAGAGGAGGGUAAUUGUCGCAGCCAGCUGAUAUGUGCCUAUGUUGCCCGGCCCUCCCGUGAACAAAACCUCUCCUCAGGCAUGACCUCUCCUUCACUUUCCCCCUACCAGCACCACAGCUGCCAAUCCCAAGUUAAACCACAGCCUCAGGUCCAAAUCUCCAACACAACACCUUCUCUGCCCUCAAGCCCUUCUCCCUUGCCCUCGAGCUCAUCACCGCUACCUUAUGCCCACUCAUCUCCUACCAAACAGGGGAACCAGAAGACCAGUUAUGCCACCACGGUCAACCUCCAGAUCGCUGGAAGUGGCCGAAUAACUUGCUUCAGUACUGCCCAAGUCAGCCUGACCCAAACCCUGCAGGGUGGAACCGGAGCUGGAGGACCAGGACAGGGGCAGAUGACGAGAAGAGUAAGCAUCAAUGGACUUUCACAUCUUCCUUCCCCUCUUCCUCAGAACUGUAACAGGCUAUGAAAGAAAGAGAGUCUUUAUGUCAGGGUCUGACAAGAAAGAAAGGCCAAAAGAGAAAAGGCAUUAGAAAAGACUGUACAUUCAGCCGAGACACAAAGUGGACAAGUCGUGUCACUGCUGGUUUCGAAUCUGGUUUCAGUGGUCCAGACCACCAGAGCUGUUCCCUGGCAUUUCGUGAACCAUGAACCCCUGUAACACCAUGAGUCCACCACAUUGAAAAUGAUCUUUCUCAAAUGGGAAGGCAUUGUGUACUUCCACUCAGGAAUAAGGCCACAUCUGAGGGACAUAGCAAAUGUUGUCAACCUAAUUCAACACUGAUUUUAAGUCAAGAUGUGUUUGGUGUCAGAUGUUAUUCAGACUACAGAUUGAAUUUUCAUGACUUCUGGAAAAGCUUUAUAUCCAAGCAUCACACAGAUAACCUUCCAAGAAUGAAAAUUCUGCCUGCAUGGGCUCAUAGUUUUCAGUCUUCACUAAUGACUUUGAAUGGAUGCUAAUGGAAUAGCUUUAAAGAUCCUAACAUUGUAAAAAGUAAAGAAACAUAUAAAUGGAAAAAUGUCACAUAGCUGUGUUAUUGCUGGAUGAGCACCCAAAACCCCUUAACAACCACAGUCAGGUGAGAUGAAUUCAUAAAGGCGGCAGUCUACAGAUCAGGUUACACACCUGUGGUUGUAUUCACGAUGCUUCCAAAGAGCUCAGUUCACUUUCUGAGCAGCUCUGGACUCUCAGUGUGGACGUGCUGAACAAUUCAUUUUAGAUACUUUUGUAAUAAACGGUUAAACUGGUAACUUUUAGCUUUUAAUGAGCUGGAGUACGUCCAUUUUUGCUAAUCCUGCAAGAAGGUCCAGCGUCCAACCUGUGCUAUAUGCAGUCACAGUUACCUAAUGUAUUAUUAUUUUUGUUAUUAUUAGGUUUGUUUGCUCUUUCUCAGUUUUUUUUUUUUAUUGAUCUGUUGAACAAGCAUCAUUGUCUGGUUAUAUGAGGUCAGUGUUUAAGGUUGGUGAUAACUGUGGUUAUUAAUAAUCUUCUUUUUUUAACCAUCUUAUUAUUCAUUUUUAUUUUAUUGUUUAUUUAUGAAGUUAGUCUUAUUCUCUUUGGCACUUAUUGUCCUUAAAGUAAUGUUGGUAUUUUGCACAGUGUCCUCAGCUCUUGGGUGCAUGCAUUAAGUGUGUGUGUGUGUGUGUGUGUGUGUGUGUGUGUGUGUGUGUGUGUGUCUGAAAUGACGUGUCUGGGAAGUUCUCCUUUAACUUCAGACCAAGCCAAUAUCUGUAUGUUUUUGUGCUGUGUGUGUUCCCACACUCAUGUACUCGGUUGGUUCGUUGACUUCACACUCUCCCCUGUUGUCAGUGUCCUGCAGAAAGCUUGCAUGUUGAGCGUCACCGGGUUUUUUAAAAGAUCAUCUGCAUGACAUCUGCCAUGAUGAAAGGAUUUACUUUGUAGUAGUUUUGGCAACACACGGGUAACGUAUCUUUCUAACAUAUCUUUCAUAUGUUUACAGUCGGUGAUUAGCGUAAUGCAUAAAGCUUACAGUGUUCAUUUUUUAUUGUCUGUCAAUAAAACACAUACAUUUAAUGCCCCCGCACCUUCAACAGUUUCCCGUUGGGAGAAAACACUGUUCACGCUGUUCACGCUUCCUCUUGCAAUGAGCACAUGUCAGAAAGUUCUUCCACUGAUGGAAAGUGAAGACAGAAACAUCUGAGGAAACACAAAUAAUAAAAAAAACACAUUACUGAAAGUGUGGUCUUCAAUAAGAACACUUUUUAAAAAAUAAAAAUAUAUAAAAUAACACUGUAAAAAUUUAGGUUGUAAAGUUUUGCGAAACAUUUGGAUGGCAUAUGUAUAAAAAAUAAAUAGAUGUGUGGUGUCUGCAGGAUGCUGGUGACAAACUGGAGAGAACAUUUGUUUUUUGGGAGAUGGUGAAAAAGGGAAAUAUUAACUAAAUGUGCAUCCAGUAUUCCUCAUAGAGUCAGUGAGAUGUUUGGAAAAUAAAGGUAUG